GUUAACCAGUCAUAAGUAUCCCGUAAACGCACAAAUUUCUAACCGCAGAACCAGUCGUACAAAUCUCUUAAAACCGCUAGAAACCGCAACCACUCGCAUCCGCAAACUCCCGCAACCGCAACUGCAACCGCUGCGGUUAAACCAGUCAGGCCCUAAAUCACAUGUUGGUAUCAGUAUUCAGACAACUUAUAACAAUGCUUAUACAUUUAUUGUUGACAUUUGCUAAAUUGGAUAAUAAUGUGUCGAAUGUUAUGUUGUUGCUUCUGCCCCAAGAAGAAAAAGCAGCGGGAUGUGAAAAAAGGAAAGAAACAUGGAGGCCUUGUUGUUGUAAAGCCGACUAAACCCAGUGCUGGCUUAGAUAAUAGAUAGCAUGGCUAUCAAUGUAAUCACCCCGGGACACACAGUUAAAAGCCUAAAUUUUCAAAAUUUAUUUUAAUCGGAUAAUUUUAUAAAUAAAAUCACUUUUAAUGAUAAUUUUUAGAUAUAUAUAUAUAUAUACAUUUUUUUUCUUCAACUAAAGUUUCUUUUUAUCUAACUAGAUUUAUUAUUAAAAUUUAAUAUAAAUAGUUUUAAAAUACCGUAAACAUUUUUGGGAAAAAACCAAAAAUUUAUUUCUAAAAGAUUAGUUUUGCUCAAUUAAUAGAUUCCACAUUUAUUUUAGCUGGUCCUAAAAAGCGUCGGAAUAAAAGAGUAAAAGCAUGGCUGUGCCUUCAUUUAUGCAAAAAGGCAUUUGCUUUGGGCCACUCAAUUUUGUAAAACUAACGAUUCCGCCUUUAUUAGAAAAUAUUUGAUUUAUUUAGAUAAAAAUGAUUUAUGUUGAGUUUUUUACCUCUAUAUAUAGAUAGUAUGAUUAAAGGUUAUGAUUUAUAAUAUUAUUUGAAGAAAAUGUAUGUAUUAUAAUAUCUUUAUGUUAACAUUUUAGAUUGACAGGCUAAUAUCAUAUGAGUAAUAAUUAGUAUGCAAAAUAAAUUAAUUUUCUUAUGGACAUUUUAAAAAUACUAUGGUAAAUCAUUUGUUAAAACAAUUCCAAAAAAUAUUGUACGUUGUUUUCAAUGAUACUGAAGUUUUGAAAUAUAGAAUAUCGUUUCAUAAUAAAUAAAAUUAAUUAAAGUUAAAUCACGUUUAUAAAUAAAAUAAAACAUUUGGUAAAAAUUUACAAUCGUCUUAGGUCCCUCAGUCUAGGCACGGCACUGAGUAGAGGUAAGGCGGCAGAGAAGUGAGGUAGAGACGUCCACAGUGAAAUGGUGGUGGUUGUGGUGCUGGAGGCAGCUGCGGAGGUGGAUGCGGUUGAAAGAUGAUAGUUCGAUAAUUUGUUUUGUAAUGAUAACUUCUUGUGUUUGUGACUUAUUUUAACCUACUUUUUUGUUAGAAUGGAAAUCGAAUAUUAUACAUUACCUACGCAAUAUAGACGGCAUCAUGUAUUUAUUUUUAUUCUAUUAAAUUACUAUAUAAUUUAGUUAGUUUCAUGUAUUCUAUGCGAAGACAAAGUUCUGGGAAUUGAAUUUCAAAUGAAUCAUUUUAAGUUAUGCUACUGAAUCCAUAAAUGAUUUAUUGUUGAUGCACAAACUUUUAAUUCUAAACAUGGUACUCCUUAUUUGUGUUUUUGUUCAAGUUGUAUCUAUCCUCCUAUUAGUUUAACUCGUUAAUUUAUGUUGAUCCUUUAUUUCUCAUAUUUAGUGGAAAUAUUAGUAUCCUCUAAUAAAAUUUAGUUAAAGUUAGUCAUUUAGACUAAUUAAAUAAUAAUAAGCUGGUAAAAUUAAAAUACUAAGAAGCUUUAAAGUUAAAAAAACUUAACUAUGCCAAAUUAAUGGUAUGAAAAUUAUCAGAAAUUUAUUGUAUUAUAGAACUCGACAUAUUUAUUUUCUAAACAUAAUUUAUUUAAUGAAUACAAAGAAUAGUUUAUCAGUGUAUGUAUUGUCAUGGACGCGCUUUGGAAUGACUUUCAAUCAUCCAACCUAUUUAUGGUGAUCUCAUUGUAUAGUUGAUUCUUCAUUGUUUAUACAUUUUGAUAUACCCACAGACCCGUAACAGCUGACUUACUGAAGAUUAGUUCUUUCAGACUUAAUCUUUGAGUUUAUGGUCAAAGAAACAAAGUGAUUAAGUUGUCACGUACGUUUUUUUUUCUUGGAAAGAAAAAGUAAUCAAGAAGAAGAUGUCACACUUAUUAAUUAUUUUGCUAGUACAUUUGAAAUUCCUUUGCAAUUGCUUGUAAUUUUCAUAAACAAUUUAAAAUGUUUAGAGUUAUGCUAUAACCUUCUAUACAUUUUCAAAGUAUACGACAACUUAGAUCUAUAUAAAAGGCCACCAAAAGUCAUAAUUUUGCAUUCAGUUUCCAAAAGAAAAAAGAAAAGAAACAAUGAAAGGUUACAUUAUUGCUCUUAUAGUAUGUGCCUGCGUCGCUAUAAUCGCGGUUGUUCUUAUCUUAUGUUGUCUUCAAAACCGCAAAAAGAAAAAAACGUGGUCUCCUCCACCGCGUCCGCCGGUAAAAGACGUUGAAAAAGGUAGAAGCAGUGUCGCAAGAGAUGGAGGGCUUGUUGUUUUGACAGGCACCGCUGUCACCACAGCCGUUGUAGCUACGGCUGUAACCACCGGAACCGCCGAUGAAAUUAGUGGUGGUGGAGGAGGCGGGGAAGGCGGAGGAGAAUGUGAUGGUGGUGGAGAUGGUGGAGGAGGAUGUGGAGGUUGCGGUGGUUGCGGUGGUUGCGGCGGUUGUGGCGGGUGUGGAGGUUAAAGGCUGUAUAGUUAUUAGUGACGUAAUAGUGAAUUUGCAUGCAAGGUUUUAAAUUGUGAAUGUAAGGUUUUAAGUGUGAUCUCCUUAAUGAGAUAAAAAAAUUGUAAUCAUAAUUAAUGGGAUUGUAAUAAGGUGAAUAUAACCAUUAUAUAUGUAAUCUAAAUUUUAUGGUUUUCUAGAUAAUUUUUUUUAGUAUAACUAGUUACUACUGAGAAAGUCUUGUAUAUUAAAUCUUCAAAUACAACUUUGAUUACUCAAAAAUUAACUACGUAAUGAAAAAAAAAAUUAACUACGUAAACGGAAUGCCUUCUUAAAAAGUUAAUUUCAAUUUUUUUUUUUGCUUUUGUUUUAACCAUAUGUAAUGUAGACUUAUACCACCAGACUAAUUUUUGAAGGAGAAUAUAAUCGUUGAAUACCUCACUUUUCAGACUUUUAAAUAUAUUUAAACAUGCAUGAUACCAUUUCAAUUGGCAAAAUGGAAGUUAAAAAUGAUUCAAGAAUGAUUAAUGUCUCCAUCAUGACUUUGCUAUAUAGAAGGGGUAAGAAAAUUGGAAAACUAUGUUUCAUAAUGUCAUUUUUGUUCAUAAGAAGAGGCACCCUAAUAAAUGUACUGAUAAAUUAGCUAGGAAGGCUAUAAAUAUUAAUGUGGAAUGGAUGUGGUUCCAUUGUUGACUUGUUGUCCUUCCCUUUUAAAACAUCUUGUAACAUUGUAAAGAUGAUAUUAAUCAAUAAAAAGUUUUUAGUCGAAAAAGAAUAUCAGUCGAGUCAAAGGAACAAAAUAAAAGGUCAUAGUGCUAAAUUUUGUUGUAUAAGAAGUAAAUAAUAAAAAGAGAGUGGUACAGUAUGUAUGUUAUUAAACUUAACUAGAUCUCGACCCGCACAACCGUGCGGGUGUUAUUUGUUAUUUUUUAUACUUCACAAUUAUGGUUAGUCAUAUGUUUUGAUGGUUCGAAAUGUUAUAUGCAUUGAUGUUAUAUGCAUUGAUGAAAUGUGUUAUUGAUGUUUAAACAACUAAGUCUAAAUAAAUGAUUUGGAAUUUGGAGUUUUUUUCAACUUUAUUAUUUUCAAGUAUAUUUGAUUAUGAAACAUACAAUUUGGAUAAUUUUUAUAUUAAUACAUAUAAGCUAAUAAAGACACAAUUUUCAUAGUUUAGAAUUUGAUAUUUUUUAUAUAGAUAAUAAUUUAUUUGGUGAUAAUGUAAGUAAUAUAUUUAAAUUGUUUAUGACAAAAUCAAAGUUAUAUAUUUAUAAUUUAUUGUUUCAAAUUAUCAGUGGUAACUCUUUAUUAAAACAUGGACACUAAUUAAAACCUUAACUCUCAAUUUAACAUUAAAUUAGAUAUUUUACUAAAGGUAUACUUGUAUUUUAGAUUUAGUCAUACAUAUAUGUUAAUCAGAUUAUUUGUAUGAUCUAAAUUUUUAACUCAAUAACCUACGCUAAGUCUAAUUAAUAAAAGUCCACUUCAUUUAAAUUAUUAUAAAAAAAUUGUAGAAAUUAUUAUUUCUUAUUCUAUAAAAAAAUAAAUUAGUAUUCAUUUAUAAUAACAUUUAAUAUUAACUACGAAUAUUACUAUUUAAUAGUAAAUUUUUAAAUAAAUAAAGAUACUUAAAUGAAAAUGAAGAUGUAUUAAAAUGUAAUCUUAAAAAGAUAUUUUUAGAUAUUUUAUUUUAAAAAUAUUAAAAUAAUAUGUUAGCUAGAUUAUAUUUAAUAAUAACUAAGUUAGUUGUAGAAGAAAUAAAGGAAUUUAAAUAAAUGUAGUGGUCCAACAUUGUUAUUAAUUAAACUUUGAAUUCUUGAUUUUAUGAGUGAUUUUUAUAUUCUUACAAUUAAAUAUUUUAUUCCCAAUAUAUCUUAUAUUAAAAUUAUUUAACGUAUUUUGUUUUAAAUGUAUUAAAACUUAAUUUACAUAUAUUAAAUAAAGUUAUUUGUUAAUAUUCUUUUAAAAUAAAAUAUGCAAAGUUUGGAAACCAUAAUUCUAUAGCUAAGAUAUUUUUUACGAUACCAAAAUUUUAAAAUUUUGCCAAAAUCAAAUUUUCAAAAAUAUUUAUUUUUCCGUUAAAAAGUAACGAAUGUUUACCAUACAUGUAAGUUGGCUUUGGUUUAUUGAUUUAUAACCACACUAUUUUGGAAUUGGUUUACUUAAAUAGUGAAUUGCUUGUGGUUAUGUUCCUUUGUGCAGAGACUUCAUAUAUGAUUGAUAACAUAUAAAUUUACAUAAUGUUGAACUUCUAGACCUCUCUCUGAGCUUCUUUCAUUAUUCUCAGUCACAAAUCCAAACCCACGACUCUGGUCGGUUUUUCUAUAUAUUGUAUAUAUCUCUUGAACUAAACAAAUGUAAAAAGAAAGAAUAUUCAAAACCAAAAGUAUGAAAGUUCCAUCUAAUGUUAAUAUAUGUAGAUAUAUUCAAUCCACACAAUUCUGAACACUGCAAUAACUAUUUCAAACCAGAGAUGCUCCGACUGUUCCGACUUUCUCAAAGAGCAUAGCUAAAGCCUGGCUGUCAGCAUCAUAAGCCAAAUUUUCAACGAACAGCUUUGCUUCUUCCAGUGGCUCCAGGAAUUCGCCACCUUCACUCACAUCUCCUUCCUCAUUUGAAAACGUUGCGUUUGGGUCAAUUAUCUCCUCAACAUGUAAAUAUGUUAGCUGACAAAAACUGUGGCUAAGAAGUUACCAUUCGUUGUCAUUUUUGUAGCCUGCAGAAUGUAGAAGCUUUCUUCCCUGCUGGGCCAUCACUUGAGCUAUUGAACAUCGGUGAAGUUUCAAACUUUGAACGUACAGAACCAUAACCAAAUCAGAAGACAUCAUGAUUGUCUCCACAAGUUAGAAUCAAAGAAAAAAAAACAAAAAAUGUUUCCUGGUGGAGUCUCCAACUCAUGAUGAUUGUUGAUAAGGAGAUUAUCAUGCUCUUUCUCACGCCUCUCAUCUCGAGGAAGAAAGAUAGCUCUUCAUCUUCCUCUGUCAUCAUAGAAGCCCUAAGCUGUUGUCUCUGCCUCUGCUGAAUAUCCAGCAAUAGAGACUCAUGUGCCCUAAAGGUUCAAUUCAUCUCUCAACCAAAUUUACAGAACACUAAGAGUCCUAUCUCUAUUUUGAUAUUCUUUUGUUUUAAAAUAUUGAUUGAAGAAUUUAAUUUUUCUUCUACCUGAUCAAUGGAUUUCAAAUUGCUUUUCUUCAAUCCAUCUGCCUCCCAUCCCAUGGAAACAUCUUUGUCUCUGGAAAUAUGAAUCCCGUGAACUAUUUUCUUUUUUUACAUCUUGGGCAUUGGUUAUAGGUUAAACCAGUUAAUAUACUGAUUAAUGAUUAAUGUAAUUUAAUUAGAAUUGAUUAAUGAUUAGUGAUAGUUUAUUUUAUAAGGAAUGGUCUAUUUUAAAAUAUCACACAUGAAAAAAAUCAUGACUUCUGUUUUAAUAUAUAAGAUAUGAAUACACGUCUAGACUAAUUUGGUUCGAAAAGUUAUACCAGAAAUUCGAGUUUUGUUGAUGCUUAACCGGAAUAAUACACGGUUCGGUUAGAAAUAGAAAAGAAAACACCAAGACAAAGUCAAUGGUCAAUGAGAUGAAUUACGAAUACAAGUUUCCAAGAGCUUCAUAUUUUUAACACAAGUAGUCAUCGUCCACACAUAUACAUAUAUAUAUAUAUAUAUAGUCUUCAUCUUGUUCCCUUCUAAGAAUCAAAUCAUAAGAAAGAUUCAAUCGAUGAGUGUGGUUGUGGCUAUAGUGUUUGGAGCGUUUCUCUUGCUAAUGUUCAUCCUAUGGCUCAUCCAUUUUCUCUACCAUAAAGGUAAGCUAGACGUGGCAACAAAAGCAGCUAUAGUUCCGCAGUAUGAUUGAAUUUAAUCGAGAUUGUGACAACAUGCAAUUUUGAUAUUUAUGUGAGAUGUAUAUUUACUUUUGUAGGAAAUGAUUGUAUAUGAGUCUAGGAGGGUGUUCCUAGUUUUACAUGACAAUUUUAGUUCGAUGUCGUAAUUUAAUGUUAUUUUUAUGUAUUUAUAUAUAGGUAUGUUUGCUUAUUCUUUUUAUGUAUCUAACUAAUAUAUAAAAGGGAUUGAAGGAGAGAUUUGAAGCUGUCCACGUCACCUAGAAAAAUCAUCCAAUCAGAUCACACUUUUUUGAUAUGUCAUGCAGGUUUCGUAUGGGCUAUUUUCACACUUUCGUAUGGGCUCUGAUUUAUUAUUAGGCCCAUCAAUGAUAGUACAUCUGCAUCUUUCGGAGUCGAUAGUCUCCCCCCCCCCCGAGACCCUUCCACUUCAUCUUCUCCAAACGUCUGAUCUUUCCCCGUUACCUUCACAAUCAAUGACGCUGUUAAAGCUAUUCUUCAAUUGUGUGAUCCAUCUCUCCUUGAUACUUCUCUUAUUCAAAUCUAUGUCUCUUAACCUAAAUCCAUCCUAAAUAAAAAAAACUUAAUCUGGAAAAACUACACCCAUGGCGAUGAAAUCCACCGCAAAGUCUCAGCUUACCACCGGAAAAGCUUCCGUCGCCAUGUAUUUCAACGACAUCUCACCAGGACGAUCUGAGUCACAGCUUCGAUUCCGGCUAAUCCACUUUUGGGAGGCAAGAAACAUAGCCAAAGCUCGGGCCUUUCUUGGCUUAGAGCUCCUACUCAUUGAUGAACAUGGGACUGUGAUGCAAGGUUUUAUAUCCUCUAAUCGUGCUGAAACAUACCGGCCUCAUCUCAAAGCAGGAGCUACUUACACUCUUCAGAUUUUUUUUGCCACCAGAAGCAAGGAGAUUUAUCGUGUUGCUGAUCAGAGUUUAACAAUUUCAUUCUCCAACGGCUCUGUUCUCGCUCCCCUUGACGACGAUGACAUACCCGUCUCUGUCUCUUUCCCGGCAGACAGGUUCAGGUUCCACACACAUGAUGAUUUCCAAGCUAACCGUGGACUCAGGGGCGACCUCUACGAUGUCGUUGGCCACUUGAGGCUGGUGAAUGGACAGUCUCUCAUUGACCGCCCCGUCCUUGAUGAGGCCGAAAUAAUCAGCAUGCGUCAUGUUUUGGUACAUUUGCAGACGAAAGAUGGAGCCGUUAUGAAGCUGUACCUUUGGGACCAGGCUGCAAAAGAUUUUUACAAGAAAUUCACAUCCAGUGAAGACACUAAUCAAUUUUUCCCAUGUCAUAACCCACCCACUGCAAAUACAAGCGUUUCCUGUUUGCCUCAUUAACUCUCACUUGGGUCAAUGCUCUUCACGCAACCUCUAUGUUAAUGCUUGAUAGUUUCAGAAAAGAAUUAAGUUGUGUUUGGUUGCUCAUAUCUCAUUAGUUUAGGCUCCUGUCUUACGUUGAGUUAUGUUGUGGUUCAGAUAUAUGUGGUCAUCUUCUCUCUUUGAAGUUUCAGCCAUUCAUGAAACAGUAUCAUUAACGUGUGUGUCUGUUUUAAUGUGGCAACCAAAAACAGGUAAUUUAGCUCUCAGCUAUGUUACAUGGAAACGGAAGCGGGUACGUGGAAGCGGAAGCGUAUGGAAGCGCAGAAGCGAGAUUUUUUAAAAAAUUAGGAAGCGGAUACGUGUUGGAAGCGUAUCCACAUAUAUAUAUAUAUAUGAAUAUAUAUACAUAUGUAAGAUUAUUUUUUAAAAUCUAAAACUAAAAAUUAUAUGAUUUAAAUUUAAAAUAAAGCAUUUAUUCUUAUAAUAAUUUUCAAAUGACUUCAUAUUUAAACUGUGAAAAUACACAUAAAUUAAAUUAAAUAAUAUUAUAUUAUAUUUUUUUAAUUCCUUAUAAUUAAUUGACAUAAUAUAUUUGAAUAUAUGAUUUAUCUUUAAUAAAAACCUCAAUGCAUAAAGAUAAUUUAUAGUAUUAGUUUUAAUAUUUAUAUAUUCUUAUUCUCUCUAUUCAAUACUAUUAAAAUUUGGAUUAUAUAUAAAUUAA
Messenger RNA from Brassica rapa (field mustard), 8589 nucleotides. RefSeq lists its product as uncharacterized. NCBI's taxonomy places the organism in Eukaryota, Viridiplantae, Streptophyta, Magnoliopsida, Brassicales, Brassicaceae. The record is from RefSeq and is a predicted model, not a curated record.